AUGGAAGCUUUAGAAACCAGUGCAGCUGGAGAAGUUUAUGAAAAGGUGAAGGAGUCCGCACUGCGGCUAGAGAGGAGUAUUAGCGAAUGCAAAAAUGCUACCAGGACGAAGCCUACGCAGCGGUUUAAGUCAAAGCGAGAACAGCGUAAGGAAGAAGGCCAAGGCCCCAACAAGUUUGAGUCAGAGGCAAACGUGGCAAGAAUGAAGGAAACAGCUGAGACAAGGAGUGGAGAAAAGAGCAGAAAGAGCACAGCAAAAGACCCACUAAAAUUGGACUGUGGCCUGCCAUCUCAAGAGAAAAGGACACCUAUCCACAUAGCAAACGAAAAGAUCAAAAGUGGAAACUACGAUUCUUGGCGCAACGGUAGAAGCACUCUUGGAUACAGGGUUGCAAGCGACAAUAAUUCCUUUAAUGCUGCUCAAAAAGGCUACAGAUUCACGAUUAAGACUCGAGAACUCCGUCGAGCGGACACUCCCUCAAAAGUUAAGUCUUUGAUACUCUCAGUGUACGUCAUCCCCAAUGGACAGGAGGAAUCAAUUCCUGUGUACGUUGGUAAGGGCUUCGAUGAAGUAGUAAUAUUAGGAACCAACGCACUAGAACGCUUUAACAUGAAGUUAGUUCAAGGAUGUAGUAGAAAACGGACACAGCAGUCAAAUAAGCUCAUCUCUAGUAGCGAAAGCGAGAACGAUGAAACGAGGGCGGAGGUUAAACUGGGAAUCUCCAUUCCAAAGAAACUUCUUUCGAUAGCGCUCACGGAUAAAGCGAAGAAACUAAUGUUUGAAGUCUACGAUUUCCUCGUCGUAACGGAUUCAGAGUUGACUCAGACCGACCUCGUGGUCCAGGAAAUCGACAAUGGAGAGCAUAGACCUUUAAAACGAAAGAAUAGGCCAGUUUCAGUAGCAGCGCGCAAAAGACUGAUAAAGGAUUUGGUGAAGUGUGGCAUAGUUGAGCGAAGUUCGUCUGAAUGGUCUUCACCUUUAAUGCUGGGAAAGCGCUUUCAA
Cooperia oncophora is the source of this 1002-nucleotide messenger RNA. The record is from the annotation of a GenBank genome assembly. Lineage: Eukaryota; Metazoa; Nematoda; Chromadorea; Rhabditida; Trichostrongylidae.